AUAGGCACCUGCCCAGUUGCUUGCUGCGAGAAAGAAUCUUGCAUCAGAAAAGGACUUUGACGAAUAUUCCAUGGACGAUGACGGACGAAUGUUCAACUAAGAGGAAAUAACCGAUGUAAGCCUACAAUUUACUCAUCACAACAUGGACGAGGAAAACGUCAAUAUUCCUGUCACCACGUGGAUCGAACCAAAUAUAGACGAGGGACGUUCCCGGACAGACACGGUUUUUGUUGCAUUUGAUGAACAAUUGGUGGAUGUUAAACAAGACGCCAGUAUCACAAACUUGGGAAAUAUGUGGUGGUGGUGGUAUAAGGAAAUAGUCCUUACUUACACACGAAAACGAACGUCACCGAGUAAAAAUGUACAAGCUAGCGGCCCAAAACUGAAGAAUGACACGUCUUGGGUAAACGCUGUUUGGAACUAUAUGGCGAAAUACUAUAAUGCAUAUCUCAGCAACAUCAACACUAAAAAAAGGACUCUUCGAUUCUCGGUUCCUACAGAGGAAGACUUCAAAAGACUUACGAGAAAAGCUGCCAGGUUUCCUGAUGAGCUACAAAAUGAGAUGCUUAAAGACACUGGCAUUUAUUUGGAAGGUUUGGGGCUGCAGACGAAAUCAAAAGCAAUAAUGGAAUUUAGCGACAGCGCAUACACAGAUUCUAAUUUGGAUACAGAUAGUAUGACCAAUGCAACAUUUGGUGGAGAUGUACUAUACAUCUUGAAAGAAAUGAAAACCGACUUGAAUGAUAUCAAGCGGUCAAUUGCAAGUGUACACAGUGAUGUGGAGAUGUACUAUACAUCUUGA
Molecule: messenger RNA, 802 nt
Organism: Pecten maximus
Lineage: Eukaryota; Metazoa; Mollusca; Bivalvia; Pectinida; Pectinidae
Exons: 6
Coding region: 143-802 (219 amino acids)
Source: RefSeq, a predicted model, not a curated record